This is a messenger RNA of Rhincodon typus (whale shark), 1286 nucleotides long. Its product is annotated as leucine-rich repeats and immunoglobulin-like domains protein 1. The coding region runs from base 171 to 1286 and encodes 371 amino acids. Gene Ontology annotation, molecular function: protein binding. NCBI's taxonomy places the organism in Eukaryota, Metazoa, Chordata, Chondrichthyes, Orectolobiformes, Rhincodontidae. The record is from RefSeq and is a predicted model, not a curated record. Gene Ontology annotation, cellular component: extracellular matrix. The transcript is spliced from 8 exons.
AGUGCAGAACAACACCGUGAGGCUACGGCGGGGGAGUUCCUGCUGAACUUGGCUUUCUUUCGAAGUAGGAGAGCGAGCGAGUUACCUACCCUCAGCCGAUCGGUGUGUGGGCUGGAGCUGCGGCUCUUGGGUUGUGUUCGUGGAGCGGCGAUCGCUCGGUGCGAGGCAAGAUGGCGGCGCUGGGGCUGCCGGCGCUGCUGCUGCUGCCCCUGUUGCUGGCGUUGAGCACCCCUCGGCCGGCCGCGUGCACGGGACCGGGACGUGGAGGCGGCGCUCGUUCUGUCACCCCCGGGGCCUUGCCAUGCAUCCCGGGCUGUACGUGCAGCGGGGAGCAGCUGGAUUGUAGCAAACAGGCCUGGACUCACAUUCCCCGCCAGCUGCCUUCUUGGGUCGUCUACCUAAACCUGAGCUACAACAAACUGGCAACAAUUGAUCCCUCUGUUUUCGCAGAACUGCACACUCUUCGUGAAAUACGACUUGAUCAUAACGAGUUGACUGCAAUCCCAAAGAUAGGACCUCCUUCUGCCAGCCUUGUGUUCCUCUAUUUGCACCACAACAAGAUCCGCAGCAUUGAGGCAAAUCACUUGAGCUACUACAAGUCUCUAGAAACACUCGACCUAACCUACAAUGAAAUUACUGAAAUCCAAAAUAAUUGUUUUCCACGACAACUCAAAAUUAAGGACCUCUAUCUGGGCAACAAUCGAAUAAGCACGUUGGAACCUGGCACAUUUGAUAAUUUGUCAAGCACCUUACAAGUUCUUCGACUAAGCAAAAAUCGAAUUUCACAUUUGCCUGUCAAGAUUUUCAAGUUACCACACCUGCUGCAUCUAGAGCUGAACCGAAACAGAAUACGUCUCAUCGAUGGGCUAACAUUCCAUGGAUUAGACAGUUUAGAAGUGCUUAAAUUACAGAGGAAUAACAUCAGUAAACUCAUGGAUGGUGCCUUUUGGGGUCUUGCCAGGAUGCAAGUUUUACAUUUGGACAGUAAUGUCUUAAAUGAAGUGACAAGUGGCUGGCUUUAUGGGCUGUCCUCUCUGCAGCAGCUUUUUCUGAACUACAAUACCAUCUCUCGAAUACAUCCUGAUGCCUGGGGAUUCUGCCAGAAGUUAGUGGAAUUAAACCUUUCACACAAUAACUUGAUCAGUUUGGAUGAGGGAAGCCUAACAGGGCUAAGUGGGCUCCAGAUUCUUCGCUUAAGUCACAACAGUAUAAGCCAUAUUGCUGAUGGGGCCUUUAAAGGACUUCGAACUCUACGAGUAUUGUAUGUAUUGAAAUUUGCUAUAUAG